Molecule: messenger RNA, 740 nt
Organism: Seminavis robusta
Lineage: Eukaryota; Bacillariophyta; Bacillariophyceae; Naviculales; Naviculaceae
Source: the annotation of a GenBank genome assembly
AUGGAUAUCACAAGGACCGGCGACAGCCACUUGUUUGCUUUCUACCAACUUGACUUGAGUACCAGUAUUGAUGAGGAGACCAAGCCAAAGCCUUCCCCUGCCACAACCAGAGCCAUUGCUUCAUUGCUGUCGAACCUGGAUAUGCUAGUGGAAGUGUGGGAUGAAGACUGCACUUUCCUCUGGAGAUUCAAGAAGAACCAGUAUCUGACUGUUGAGCAGGGCAGGAAGGUUGGUACUCAUCUGUCAGAGAAGGUGGCUGACAAGGAUUCCAGACUUGUCAGCUUUGGAUUCUCACCCCUUUCAGGAAGAGAGCUUGUUAUGAAAACUGACAGAGGCAUUGAGAUUGUGUUCAUUUUGCCUGCUGGCCAGGGCCGCUUUGUUGAGCCAACAGGCCCAGGAGCAGAUCCAGGAGCAGAGAAGAAGAAACCACACAACAAACGACGAGAAAGCAGUGGCACCUUGGAACCUUGGGAUGAAAGGAAGGAAGAUGCUGAUUUGGUGGAGUUGGUGGAUUUGAUUGGAAAUCAGCAGAUCAGCACUCGGUCCACUGAUACUGAGUACACCUAUGAGACUGUGGAGGAUGAAGAUUGAAUAUGCAAUCCACAACAACAAACCUAUCGGUGACAACCAACAAGGCAAAUGGCAACAAUCAUAAUGGGAGGUAUGCUCCCACCAACAGCAGUAGCAGUGUAGGUAUCCAAAAUAAUAGUACUCUUCUUAUCUAUUGACUUGACUUGACU